Messenger RNA from Schistocerca cancellata (South American locust), 9742 nucleotides. RefSeq names its product protein N-terminal glutamine amidohydrolase (gene tun). Gene Ontology annotation, cellular component: nucleus; cytosol. Lineage: Eukaryota; Metazoa; Arthropoda; Insecta; Orthoptera; Acrididae. The coding region runs from base 147 to 809 and encodes 220 amino acids. The transcript is spliced from 5 exons. The record is from RefSeq and is a predicted model, not a curated record. Gene Ontology annotation, molecular function: protein-N-terminal glutamine amidohydrolase activity; protein-N-terminal asparagine amidohydrolase activity.
UGCAAUGCACUGCUCAAAGUAGAUGCAGACGCAUAAAUCGGACGCUUAGUAGAGACGCUAGAACGCGUUAGAAUGAUCUGGUAUACAAGUUAGCCUGAUAUUUCUCAUGUAGCUUUUGUAGGAAACUUUAAGCACGGGGGACUAUAAUGGCAGAAAAGGUGUCCAAUGCAGCCCGAGUCCAGAGACAGGAUACCGGAGUGGUGACAAGUUCAACGAAAAAACCGCUUCUGAAUUUAUUUCCGCAACGGUCCGACUGUAAAUAUACACCCAGCUACUGUGAAGAAAAUGUGUGGCAUUUAUGUCAUGCUGUAAGUAAUCACCAUCCUAAGGAACUCCAGCACUGUUAUGUAGUAUUUGUGUCAAACGAUCACCGUACUGUCCCAUUAUGGAGGCAGAAAGCCGGGCAUGAAGAAGAAAAACUUGUCAUAUGGGAUUAUCAUGUACUCUUCCUGUACACUCCAGAUGACCGUUGUUUGGUAUAUGAUUUAGAUUCGGAGUUACCAUUUCCGACUUACUUCCACAAAUAUGUUACAGAAACAUUCCGCACAGAUCAUAUUCUGAAGCCUGACUACUUCAGGUAUUUUCGUGUUGUGCCAGCACCAGUAUUUUUGCAACACUUUGCAUCAGACAGAAGACACAUGAAACGUUUGGAUGGUGCUUGGUUGAAGGCUCCACCUGACUAUCCCCCUAUCACUACUCCUUCUUGUUCUCACAAUCUUGAAGAAUUUAUUAAUAUGGAUCCAACAAAGGGUCAUGGAGAAGUCAUGAAUCUUACACAACUUGUUCGCAAGUUCUAUCAACAGACAUAGGUAUGGCUUCCGUACAUCAUUGUAAUUAAGUUUUAUACUAAUUUUUCUACAAGAAAACCACUGGAAUUUACUGUUUACUCUCUGAUAUUCUAUUAAAUGAUGUUGAAGUGUGAAACCUGUAAUAGUUGCAUCUUAAAUUGUUACAGUUUUGAGUGUGUCGAUUAACUUAAGGGAAGUUUGCUUGUUGGCACUGAAAACUAUUUGCUGAUGAUAAAGUGUGCUUGAGCAUAAUAUGUGAUAUUCUGUUUGUGAAUGCUUCCUAUACAUCAAAUGCUCAUUGCAGAGUGGUAUGGCAUGGAUAAUUUGUCACAAGUUGCUGUAAAAUGCAGAUAAUAUUUUGUGAAUUUGUUGCCUGUUAAAUACGCUGUUGAAACUAAAGUUUCCUACAGUUUCUGUUAGUAUAUGUCCAUUACCGUGUUUUUACCCCAUACCCACAUCCUGCCUCAUUUCUCAUUUACCAAGGCAGUUGUGAACCUAUUAAUUUCUUUACAAAAUUUAAGCGCUAUUUAUAUCAGCUUCAGUAGAAGUUUUUGAAAAUUUUCAUAAAAGACAUUUAUAAUCAUAACAAGAAGUUCCGAUAAAUAUUUGUAAGGGUUAUAAUGUAAUAAUUUGUUAAAUUUGAAUAUGGUAGUAUUGAAGUGAGAAGUUAUACAGAUGAAUAACAGUUGCUGCAUUUGUUUGCAGCUGUCCUAGUUCAUAAUUCAUCUGCAAAAAUUUUUAUAGAGAAAUCCUAGAUAUUUCCUUUACCUGUAUAAUUUCUUGGUUACUUCUACAUGACUAGUAGUCAAAUCAAAUAGGAUGGAAGAUCUUUGUUGAGUCUGUCUGUCUGUCUGUGUGUGUGUGUGUGUGUGUGUGUGUGUGUGUGUGUGUGUGUGUGUGUGUGUGUUUUUUCAUUUUUGUCCCUCUCUCAACCUCCUUCCUGUGCUUGGGUGGUCUGUAGUUUCACACUAAAUUUUGUAAGUUGAAAGUUUGUUCAGAAAAUUUGUGUAUCUUCAGUGGGUAAAUAUUUCAUAUUGACUCUGCAUAUAUAUUUCUGUUACUGAUCUUGUGUAUCCUUAAGGCUUACUAUCCGUAGUACUUCUCAAAAAUGUAACAAUUGAUUUGUUUUUAAGUGUGAUGUGCUAAGAUGCACUAUGUGUGGUGUGAAAUGGAAGUAGGAGCUGAUUCUUGUCUUCUUUCUUCCCUUGCAGACUUAUGCUACAAUCUCCAGAUUUGUAAUAAAUUCUGAAAGAUGAUUUCUUGCAUGUAAUUCCAAAUCACAUAUGUAUCAGAAAUCACUGCGAAAUACUGUAAAUUUUAAGCUUGUACCAGGUGCAUAUAGUUGAUUAUUACAACUCUAACCUGUCCAUUUACAAAGGUAAUGAGGACAUACCGAUAAGUGCCCAGAAUCAAACUCAAAACAGUUUUUAUCAGAAUUUUGUUGUUGCAGUAAAAAAUCUUAGUCCAUAAAUAACUUUGUCCAUCAUAACCACAACCACAUCAUGUAACUGAAAAAUAGGAGAGGCAGCAGUUGGUGUUUUGUAGUUGUACAUAGUCUAUAGAUUUUGUUAUGAACAAGUGUUAAUGUAUCUGUAAUGUAAAUUUAUAGUGAGCUUCUCUUUCUAUCUUUAUUUAUAAUUUUGAGUGUUACUAGCAUUUAAUAUUUUUCUCUUCAUCUAAUAUAUUUUCUAACAAAUCUUGUGAAGGUGUACUGAAAGGAGAAGGUAUAGCUUUCAAAGAAUAAGUGAAGGUUGCUACAAAACUGUGUAUUAUGUUUUGGUGUUAUGUUUCAGCAGUUUUGAGGUGAGAUUGACUUUACUUACUCUGCUUUGUGGUUGUCAUUCAGAGUAAACUUAGAUAUUUUGUGACCAUUAGUCAUUUUGUAGUUCCUAUGUAAAAGUGUAAUUGCAAAUAACCUUUUAUUGUCCUUGGUAACAUUGCAUCAAUUAGAGAAGUAAGCUCCAAUUUGUGGUAGACAAACCUUAUAUAAUCUUGCGAUGUAUUAAUUCCAUGGAAACAUCUUAAUUGCUAAAAACAUUAUUUAUGACACGUUUCGGGUAGUCAUCAUCAGAUAAAAUAUGCUUAAGAAAGCUCAUACAAGUGAUCAGUACAAGAAAAACAUACAAUCUCUGUGCAAUUGCCAUUUGACGUAUUUGCAAAAGAUGAUGUGUCUCCAUAUAACAUCUUUUGCAAAUAUGCCUAACAGCAAUUGUACACGAGAUUGUACAAUUUUUGUGUAUUGCUCAGUUGCUUGAACUUUCCUAAAUAUAUGUUAUCCGAUGAUGAUUACUCGACCACUUAAUGAAUAAAGUUUUUAGCGAUCAAGACAUUUUCAUGGAAUUAAUACACAUAGUCCAGAUGGUUGCCUAUCUUACAAAUGGAAGACCUUACCUACUGUUUGGAAAAUUUGAAUGUGGCAGAUGGUAAAAUGAUUCGUGAAGUGUGACAAAAUUCUUUUGGCUGCAAAAGGUGGUUUGCUAUAUCUCUUGAAAUUUUUCUGUAACAAACUUUUGUAUUAAUUUUUAGGGCUUUACAUAUACUUGAUGUGUUAGUUAACAGUUCUGAUAAAGAAUGGCAGUGAUCCACGUAAAAUACCUUUAACUAGUAAUUGGUCUCUUUCUUCUGGCGUUAUAGAGAAGUUGCUGUAUAUAUUGUAAUUUUCUUUCACUAACUAACCUUUCCUCUAAUUUUCUGAUUUUUAAUUUUCAGUUGAUACGUUAGUUAAAACAUAAUGGCAUAGUAUAGGGGAAGUGAGUCAUUAGUCCAUUUUCUUGAUAAACAGAUGGCAAGAGGUUCAGUGAGUAAUAACAUUACACCAUUUUGUUGAAGGACAAAUGGCAUGUAAUACUCCUUUAGGCACUAAAUGCCUUCUGGACUUUGACAGUUUGCUGUGUGUAUUUUACUUUUCUUUCACUAACCAAAUUUUCUUCUAACUUUAUAAUUUUUAACUUUUAGUUGAUACAUUAGCUAACACAUAAUGACAUAGUAUAGGAGAAGUGAGUCAUUAGUCCAUUUUGUUGAUUAACAGAUGGCAAGAGGUUCAGUGAGUAAUAACAUUACACCAUAUUGUUGAAGGACAAAUGGCAUGUAAUACUCCUUUAGGCACUAAAUGGCUUCUGGACUUGUAGAGUAGUUUGCUAUAUUUAUGUUACUUCUCUUUCAUUAACCAAACUUCCUCCUAGUUUUAUGAUUUUUCCCUUGUAGUUGAUAUGUUCACUAACAUAAUGAUAUAGUAUAGGGGAAGUGAGUCAUUAGCCCAUUUUGUUGAAAAAAAAUGGCAAGAGAGCCAGUGAGUCAUAACAUUACACCAUUUUGUUGAAGGACAAAUGGCAUGUAAUACUCCUUUAGGCACUAAGUGCCUUCUGGACUUGUAGGGUAGUUUGCUAUAUGUAUGUUACUCUUCUUUCACUAACCAAUGUUUCUUUUAAUUUUAUGAUUCUUCUCUUUUAGUUGAUAUGUUAACUAACGGAUAAUGAUACAGUACAGGGGAAGUGAGUCAUAAGCCCAUCUUGUUGCUCAAUAGAUGGCAAAAGGAGUAAAGAGCAAUAAUAUUACAUCAUUUUGUUGAUGGAGAAAUGCCAUGUAAUAUCCCUUUAGGCAAUAAAUGCCUACUGGUCUUAUAGGGUAGUGUGACUGUAUGUGUUGUAUUUGUCUUUCACUUUUCCACCUUUCGCUUUUAUUUAAUAUCUUACUAGACACAUUCUGACAAAGUAUAAGGAAAGUGAGCUGUAAGACCAAAUUUUGUGAUAUCCCUGCUUAUAUGUGUAACAAACUUAUUUGUUUGGUGAUAUGUUUCACGGUUACUAUGUAUUAAGCUUUCCCUUUCAUAUUGCACUGUUUAAUGUUGCUGCCCUGCACUGAUGGUAACCAUUAGAAACUUAUUUUAAUUUUCUAGUUUCACAAUAAUUUUUAUCAUUGUGAUCUGUGGUUACUUGUCCAUAAGCAGUUUUCUUAAAGGCUACUCAUUAGUUGUUUUGUCAAUGUCAAAUGGCAAUCCCUGAAAGUUGUUUCCUUCUUCAAAAUUAACCAAUCGAAGGACUGCAUAAAAGUAUUGAAUUACAGUACAGUUAAAUACCAGACAUUUCAGUAUAAAUGUGUUAUUGUAUUGAAACAUGCAGCAGUGGAAAUGAAUGUUUACGUUAACAGCAGUUAUGAAAGUCCUUCUAUGCAGGAUAGCUGUGUGUUGGAAUUAAAAGAGAAAAAGAGUGGAGCUGUAGGACCUGGUUGGUGUUGUGGUUAUGGUGGUGGCCAGGGAUAAAUGAUCUGCUGUUAUGAAAGAGAUUACCUAUUUCUGUGCUACCUCCCUUCUUCUUCUUCUCUCUCUCUCUCUCUCUCUCUCUCUCUCUCUCUCUCUCUCUCUCUCUCUCUCUCUCUUUAAAUAUCCACUCUUCUUCUGAUUUGUUGAGAUUUAUUCAAAGGUGAUUUUAGUUUCUUCUUGUGUUUACGUUGCACAUGACAUUGUGUGAAAUAAAUUGACAAUAUUUGUAGUCUAGUUAAAUGUGUUGUUCUUUAAUUGUUAAAUUAUUUUUAAUGUUAUCAAUGUUUAUGAAAGAAGUAGUAAAAUUACAUUAGUCUAACAGUCUUUUAUUUUCGGUAAAAAGGUGGAAAAGGAAAAGGUAAUCUGUAUAGGAGUUUCAUUUUUAAGUGUUUUGAGUUUGAUCACUGGUAUUGAGGACAUUGUAAUUCUCCUAAGGAAUGCGUACUUUUUCUAAAAAAGAAAAUAAAACAUUACCCCACUUAGCUUGCUUAUCAAUAAAAUCAUACUUUCCACCUUAUAUUGGUGUGCUUUUUUGUGAUCAGUCUUUUUUUUAACUAAGACACAUUUUUGUGAUUUGUACAAAACUUCUUAAAACUUAUAUACAGUAUUUUGAAAUUACAUUUUAUACAAAGUUUUAAACAUCUUACUAUAAAAAUAUGUAAUCAAUACAGUUUUUGAAACCUCAGAAUUUGUUAUUGUUUAAUAAUGGUUUCAAUAUUUUUUCCAUGUAUAAGUAAAUGUAAGGAUCAAUAAACUAAAAUUAUAAGGGAUUGCACUAUCCUUAUAGCACUUUCUGACAUACCAUGCUUACUUUGUGGUUCCUCUAUGUGUGGUUAGUUAAGAAUAUGUUGUAAAUAUCCCUCUAUUGCUUUCAGAAGAUAGACCUUGAAGAAACUUAAUAUGAUACGCUUGUAUACUGAUUGGUGUUUGGAACACAAUUUGUUUAAUACAUAUGUUCAUAAAUUGUUGUCUGCAGUAAAAUUGACUGUUGUAUCUUGAAGUAAAAUACAUAUAUACUACAUAUUCUGAACCACACAAAUAUUGCUCUGAAGUUGCUGGCAGCUACAUUCAUUUUGCAAAUGCCAAAUGCUAAUUUUUGCAAUUAGCAAAGAAAUAACCACAUCCAACAGGUUAUCUUGAUAGACAAUAAAAUUCAGAAUAAGACAGUAGCUGUCAUAAAUAUUGACUAGUUGAGUGGGCAGAAAAUAAGGUUUUAAUCAUGAAAGUUUGAACAGUAAAAAGAAAUAUGUUGUGCUUAAUUGGAUUGUCUUCCUGUUGAAGAUAGCUUGCUCAAAUGUUCAGGCCUGACAGCGAUGGCCAUGUUCUUAGUAAUAAGUUACAUGCAAAGUUUGGCAUAUAUGUAUGUAGCUUAUUGUAAGGCAUUGCUUUUCAAAACAUCACUUUUAGACAAUAUUAGGAAAAUAAGUAUCCACAGUAAUGCAGUUGAAAUAAAUGGCACACUCCAAAGAACAAGUUGAAGUACCAUGUUCCUUAUUUGUGCCUAUAUUCAACACGAUGCCUCUACCAUAUAGUGAGUGGUUAUUUUCACUCAUUCUCUUCUUCAUAUUUUACUCAACCUUUUCUAAUAUUGUAUCAUUCAUUGUAACUUCUGUGUGUAAUUGAAUUAAACAGUUCACGUAAUUUGUCACUUAAUGCCCAUAUACUAUGUAAAGAACAGUGCAUGUAUAUUAAACUUCACUGCUGUUUCACACUUAAUUAGUAGUAUGAUUCAGACAAUAAUUACAGUUGAUACACGAGAUUUUUAAAAGGCUUGAAAAAUAAUUUGAAUACCUCAGGUGAAGGAAAGGCCAUAACAAACAGAAAAAGUGACAAAAAAAAUCUAAGAAACCUCUACCUUGAGUGUUACAUUCUCAGUUCCAAACUUGCAUCUGCUAAGUGUGCUGUGAUUUGUUUGUUCAUUCUUUUUUGAAAUGAUAUGUCAAGAUCAUGUUAUCGAAGACCAGUGUAAGUUCAGUUUUUUUUUCCCCCGAACUCUGAAAUUCCACACUAUGCAAUCAUAAGAACACGUAAUGUACUAGAAUUAUUGUGAAGAUAAUUUCCCAGCAUUAUUUCCAGAAAAUGAUAACAUGUGCCUAAAUGAGUGAUGUAACAAAUGGACUUGCAUUUUCUGUAAAUCUUACUUAGUAACCUACUACAUUUUUAUAUAUCUUUCUUACCAAAUUUUUUAUGAGAAAGGACAAAGUAGGUAUCAUUCCUCAAAAUACCCCCUGCACUUAUCUAACGGAAGGAAGAUUAAGGAAAGGUCACAGAACCUACCCUGCAGCUUCCCAGUUGGACAAUAGGUGAUGGAGUGUUGAAGGAGACUGAUGCGACUGUGGUGCAUUGGUGCAUACAUAGACUCAAGGUGUUAGAAAUGUUGUGUGUCAGUAAUAAUAAUAAUAAUAAUAAUAAUAAUGGAACAACAAGGAAACCAUGUACAAUGUUCUUCAAAUUAAUAAUGACUGCUAAAGUAACUAUGUUCACUUCAAUAUAUAUGUGCAAAUGGCCAUUCUUUUUCUGUCCCAUCAUUUUUGCUAUCUAAGCUUAAUCUUCAGAAGGAGAAGAGGAGGGAAGGAGGUGUUGUAGGACAAGAAAAGAGAUGAGCAAGUCACUCACAUGAUUAGCCCAGAUUAGUAACAACAGCAAUGGUAAUUAUGCCAUCUGAAGAAUUGCAGUAAAAAUGUAAUGCAAUUUGUGACUGACCUGCUCCUCAAUUUUGCUGACAGUGCCUUUCCUUUUUUCUUUGCUUUCUUUUUUACAGUUAUCAGUCUAUAAAUUAGGCUAUUAGUGUUUCAGUAUUUGUUCCUGGUAAGUGUUAAUCAUUUAUUUUAAUUUGCAACAUUACACAUAAUGAAAGCUUUUCAAGGUCUAUCUUCUCUACAAUUCAAUUUGUGAUAUAACAUGCAAGGGCAAAUAUGAAAAUGUCAUUAUGUGAUAUUUAUGAAGUAUAAGACUGCAGAGUUAGCCUUCUCUAUCUACUAUUGUCUUUCCACCUUCUCAUUUUGGAAACUGUAAAUAGAUGUAUAUAAUAUAUAUGAAGACCAAAAACUGAAAAAUGUAACUACAUGGGUUGCAGACAUGGGCCCCAAAAAGAAAACAUGAAGAAAUUGCUUCAUAAUUGAAAGUCUGAGACAUUUUUCAUCUGAGGAUAGUAGUGUUCAUUUAAUUGGGAUGUUGACCAAGAGCACAACUAUUCAAAACAUAAGACUAUUCCUGAUAUAAUCAAUGCAUUUUUGCAACUGUCACUUAGGUGAAAAAUUUAUUAUAAAAGCUUAAUUUGUAUGUGGUAAAAUAAGUUUCUUGUGUGUCUGCAAGUUUCAUUAGCAUUAAGUCUUUAAAUGUGAGAAGGGGCCCAUUUCUCCAUCCAUUGUCUGUAUGUAAUAAUUAAUUUUUCACCUUGGGGCCACAACUUCACUCCAUUCUUUUAUGAAAUUAAAUUCUGUUUGAUCAUUAUAUGUAAUUUGCUCAAUACGUCAAUUACUACACUGAGAUAUAGUGAAUAUCUGGGUAGUGUUAUUGACAACUUACGAUUUUCCAUACUAACUCUUUUUUAGAGAUUUAUCCACUAAUAUUUUAUGAGCACUUGUAUACUGUAGUCAUUCAUGUAACUCUUAUAGAGCUCCACAAGGGUGCCAUGUUGUUUAUCAAAUUUAAAGAAUGUUGGUCAUUUUUUCCAUACUUGAAGAUGUUCUCUCUCUUUCUGUGUGUGUGUGUGUGUGUGUGUGUGUGUGUGUGUGUGUGUGUAAAAUUACCGUUUUUCUGUUAAGACAAACUCAUAUUGAUAGUGCCUUUAACACAUCUGAAAUGUCUUGUCAUUUCUGAUGUUAAUAACAGCUGCCUAGAGUUCCUCAAAUUACCUGUGAUUUUCUUGAAACCAGCACAUCUCUACAUUUAUCCAUACUGGUGUGAACUUUCUUAAACCAGUUGUAUGUUCUAUCCAUUUUUGUAAAUACUUUGAUUGGGUUGGCAGUAAUAGCUUGAACUAUUCAUAUGUGGUAGUUGCCUUGUAACCAUAAAUUUGUGAAAUUCCUGUUCCUUGAUAUGUACAUAAAAAUACUUUGAAAGAGAACCAUUUCAAAGUAAAAAAAUCUAGGAAUUCGUGUAUAAUAUUCUCAAAGUUCAUAUGGAAAAGGAAAUAUUGUGAAUCUAAGAAGUUGUGGCUCCAGUGGUAAAUGCUUUAAAUUUAUUGUAAUAUUUGUAAUAUGGGUUGUUUCAUCUGUUUAAGAUUCAUUGGAAUCUUAUGCAGUCAAGUUUCCAAAUUUUCAUAGAUUUUUAAUUCAGUUACAUUGUUCUGAUAAAGUUACGGGUAUAAUCUUUGUAAUUAACUUUGUUCAUAAUCUUUGUUUUUUUUUUUUUUUUUUUAUUUUAAGAAUAAACGAAAGGAGUUAACUAGCUUUAAGUAUGGAGUGUGGAGCAAUGCUCCGGUGUGGACAUUUGUUCAUUGGAUUUUUUCAUUGUGCCAUUGUUGAGGUAUGUUUAUUGCUUACCUGUAAUAAUAAACAUUUGUUAACAUCUACAGCAUGUGAUUCCCUCAUCUUUUACAAAUUUUAUAUAUCAGUCAUUUUGUACAGAAAUGUAAAUUACAUAAAAAAAACUUAUUUUCAAACUAUUUGAUCAGUAUCCCACUCUGUGCACUUAAAUUCUCUGAGAACAUUGUUAUUGCAGUGUUGAUGCUUAAAUAAAUUAUUUGAAAACA